Messenger RNA from Scophthalmus maximus (turbot), 1611 nucleotides. It is a transcript of the gene tmem186, whose product is annotated as transmembrane protein 186. NCBI's taxonomy places the organism in Eukaryota, Metazoa, Chordata, Actinopteri, Pleuronectiformes, Scophthalmidae. The record is from RefSeq and is a predicted model, not a curated record. The transcript is spliced from 2 exons. Bases 215 to 985 code for a protein of 256 amino acids. Gene Ontology annotation, cellular component: mitochondrion.
CUUUUCCUCAGCUCUGACACUGCGCUCAGUGUUAUGCGCGUUGUCAGAGCAACGAUUUAGUGUUGAGUUAUUAGCCACACAAGCUAAGUGCUAGCUGCUGCUACGCCUGGAAUGAAUGACAGCCCAUUCAGGAGCUGUGUCUUAAAUCUGUUUAAUUUAAACUUACACUAUAAUUGUAUAGUUUUUUAUCGUGUUGCUGUCUACCUCAGUUCUAAUGGAGAAUUAUCCUUUACUUCAGCAUACACAUAUACAUGGAUUUGAUCAUACUUUUUAUCCAACUGAUGGCCCCAAUAACAGAGCAGCUAUACAAUGCGAUGCAACCCAGUUCAAUAGCCCGAUCAGGUCAGUGCUGCUGUGCAGGCUAACCUCCCACGUCCUAUCCUGUACCAGAGGAUCAUGUCGGAUACCUUAUGGUGUGCAGCGUCAUUCACCCGCUCCCACGCCCAUCCAGCAUAGCUUCCACAGACACCUCAUACCUAAAAUCACAGCUGUGGUCAGGUACUCAGACUUGUCCACGCAGAAGUACACUAUGAUUUACAACCUGCCAUACAUUAAGCACCUCAGAGCUUUGUCCAGGCUCAAACUGCUCCAAACUGCAAUCACCGUGAUGAUCUUGCCCCCUGUGUUCGUCAUGUACCUGCAGGGAGAUGUAUCCUCCUUCCUUGUAGGCUAUACAACAGGGAUAGCACUUCUUGCUGGUGCCAUGCUAUACACUGCCAGUCACUUCUUCAGGAGAGUGGUGGGGAUGAUGUACCUGGACCCGUCUCAGACGUCACUCAAAGUGUCCCACCUCACCUUCUGGGGCAAGCGCCAUGAUAUCUACAUCCCUGUGUCAGAUGUUUUGACCAUUGGAGACACAGGGGACUCCACAACAGAGACAAUAUUGAAACUAAAGAGAUACAGCAGUCCACAGACAUUAUAUUUCUCCAUUCGUUAUGGACGUGUGGUGGACCAACUGGGUUUUGAGAAGGUGUUUGGAAAUUGAUAAAAGGAUUCAGGAAUUUUAAAUGUGCUUGGAUUUCUCUCUGUUUCAAAAUCUACAGGUUGAGCUGAUGUAACUUAUAACUUAAUAUCGUUUAGCACUAAAGGGGAUAAUAUGUCAUUUUUGUCUAGAUUAAUUUUAGAAUCAGAGAAACAGCUGUAUAAACUGAAUAUUUCUUGCAAAUAACGAGAGAAUCAAACCAAAGUUAAAGGCAGACACCAGCUUAGGGCUAUUAACACUCGCCUGCAUUAAAUUUGCCGGUUGUUAUUCUAACUAUUCUAAUGUUUUUUUGUUCAGAAUUUGUGUUUAAUUUGACUUAUUUUGAUCUAAAAUCUAAAUCUAAAAUCUUGCAGACUGACUGAUUGUCCAUGACUGAAUUCAUUGAUCCCUGCACGUGAUAGAAUUCUCUACUGUAGUAUGUUAUUUAGACCGCUAGAUGUCACUAGACUCCAGGCAAUGUUCCUCAAAUGUGUCAGAUUCAUAGCUAAUAUUUGAUUAAGGCCAGAGCAAAAAUGCUUUUUUAUGAAUACUAAGUGCUGUAAAUUAGAUAAGCUAAUGAAACUUCCCCUUCUAUAAUUGCAAGCCCUCAUCAUUGUUUGUUGUUACUUUGAGUAAAUUAAAUCACCACA